Penicillium waksmanii is the source of this 3525-nucleotide messenger RNA. It is a transcript of the gene amdX, whose product is annotated as putative C2H2 transcription factor (AmdX). Gene Ontology annotation, cellular component: chromatin. NCBI's taxonomy places the organism in Eukaryota, Fungi, Ascomycota, Eurotiomycetes, Eurotiales, Aspergillaceae. The transcript has 3 exons. The record is from RefSeq and is a predicted model, not a curated record. Gene Ontology annotation, molecular function: DNA-binding transcription factor activity, RNA polymerase II-specific; zinc ion binding; RNA polymerase II cis-regulatory region sequence-specific DNA binding. Gene Ontology annotation, biological process: regulation of transcription by RNA polymerase II; DNA-templated transcription. Bases 1 to 3525 code for a protein of 1174 amino acids.
AUGCUGUUAGGUGCUAUGGUCGCUCAACAUCCCGAUCACAGCCCCCAAAUCGCAGAUCUCGCUAGUAUUAACGAGAUCCCUGGAAACAUGCCUGCUCCAUCAAAGGAGAACAAGAAGGCCGAGGCCAAUGGCCAGGCCGCCGCUGCCAAUGGCAACAUCCCUCCUCCCAAAACUGAUAAGCCGAGACCACACGUCUGUACCACUUGCGGUCGCUCAUUUGCCCGAUUGGAGCACCUGAAGCGCCAUGAACGUUCCCAUACCAAGGAGAAGCCGUUUGAAUGCCCCGACUGUGCACGAUGCUUUGCCCGCCGCGACCUCUUGCUGCGACACCAGCAGAAGCUACACAUGACCUCCACUCCAUCCUCCCGACCCCGAAAUGGUCGUCGUGAGAGUACUUCUGGAGCCCCGGCUGGUGCGGGGGCCAAUCGGGUGCGCAAGAACUCCAUCGCUAACAACUCAUCAUCAUCAUCAAUGCGCCCCAGGGCCAACACUAUCAGUCACAUUGGUGGAUCCGCCUUAGGACUGGCCGAGGGAACUAACCCAUCCUCCGCCCCGAGCCAAUCGGGUCAUGCAUACCACCCAAGUCUAGGAUCGUCGGUCGGAUCAAGCAUUGACUACAGGGGUUUCAGCUCAGGACAUCCUCCCGUGAAUGGAUUGGCUAAGCUUGAAACAUCUGGACUCCCGCUGGACAUGUCUGGUGGUCUUCGGACGGCUCCCGUUUACGGGAGCUUCGACUUGGGCAUUGAUGGUAUGCUGAUGGGUCAUGGCAGCACAAUCAAUCCCGCACAACUUCAUUUCGCAGGUUCUCCCCAGGGCUUUGGUGACUCCCCAUCCUCCCCAUUCGGCCACAAUGCCCACGGUAUGCACCCCGCAGCGGAUCCCAUGAUGGACGAGGACAUGAAUUUCGACUGGAUGAAUGGGUUCGACGCGGCUGUGGCGCUUGGAAAUGGUAACGACUCGGUCAUCGAUGAGUCGUCACCCUCAGCGAUGAGCACGGGUAGCCAAAGUGGGAUCAGCGAAGCCAUGCUGGAUGGUCCUAACCGCAUUCCCAUAUCCAACGGUUGGCACAACCCGUUCCCCGCACACCACGCCGCCGCCAACCAAUUCGCCAUCGACUUCUCCCCAAACACCCUCAACGAAUUGGGCAUCGCCCCAGAGACCGUGUCGCCUAAGUCGCUGAUGGCUCAGAAUCCAUUUGCUGAAACCUACGCCACUCCUCCCUCCAUGACCUCGGUCGGCCAACCCAUCGUGGGAGGACAUUCGCAGAGUAUGUUUCCAUCCUCAACAAGCGGAGAAUCUCCUAAUCCUCUCAACGUUCCUUUCCCGAAUAGUGCCCUACGAAGUCAACAUUCCCCAGUCUCAACGGAUACAUUUACAGACUCCACACGACAGGCUCUAUUAGCGAGCAUGUCGCAACCCACUGGCUUCAAUCACCGCAAGUAUUCCCAGCCCGCGAGCGGCCUCCUCAAUAGCCGUGAGUUGUUCGCCCGCUCGAAUGGUUUCAACAGCACUGGUCAAUUACCAAGCACUUCGGAUAUGCAGCGGUACAUUUCGGCCUACAUCACCUAUUUUCAUCCUCACUCGCCUUUUCUCCACAUCCCAACCCUCAAUUUCCAGGCCCCAGAGUAUACCAACAACUUGCGAACACCUAGCGGGCAUCUCAAUCUCUGUUCCACCGGAGUUGCAGGUGGUGGAGGCUGUCUGAUACUUUCGAUGGCAGCCAUCGGUGCACUCUACGAAUAUGAAGCUGCCGCUUCCAAAGAUCUUUUCGAAGCAGCGAAGAAGAUGAUACAAUUAUAUCUCGAAGAACGACGCAAGGCCGACAUGUCCGCCGCGCUAAGUCGUUCAAGUUCUCAUCGGGAUAGCUCAGUCCACAACACUCCGCUCUGGCUGGUGCAAGCGAUGCUACUCAAUGUAAUCUACGGUCACACCUGCGGUGAUAAGACUUCCGCGGAUAUCGCCAGCACGCAUUGCGCUGCACUGGUUAGCUUGGCACGAGCAGCAGAGUUGACACAUCAUCUGGACCCGAAGAACCUGCCGCAAGAUCACCUAAAUGCAAACUUCAACAUAUCCGACUCAGACUCCGCCGAUAACGAGAACUGGUCAUCAUCAUCGUACAACCAGCCGAAGGAGAGACGCGACUGGUUAAAUUGGAAGGUAGUCGAAGAACGCAAGCGCACCCUCUAUGCCAUCUUUGUUCUGUCCAGCUUCCUCGUCUCUGCAUACAACCACGCACCUGCCCUGACAAAUUCCGAGAUAAGACUCGAGCUUCCUUGUGAAGAGGAUCUCUGGGCUGCCGAGUCCCCACAGGCAUGGAAAAAGAUGGGAGGACACACGUCUUCUAUGCAGAGCGUGUCUUUCUCUUCCGCCCUCACAUCUCUCUUAACCGCCAGCCAACGAGAGCAACAACAGCAAUCAUCGAAUCUCUUCUUCAGCGAGGAUCCUUCAAACCCAGAAAGUCGGCCUAGUACCUUUGGCUGUCUUGUUUUAAUUUACUCUUUGCAUAAUUAUAUCUGGGAAACCCGGCAACGACACAUGGGCCGACAAUGGACCGCACAAGAAACUGAAGCCAUGCAAUCGCACAUCGAGCCGGCUUUACGAGCGUGGCAAGCAGCGUGGGCAGGAAAUCCUGUUCACAGCCUCGAGCGACCCAACCCCUUUGGCGCCGGUCCAUUGUCAGCAGACAGCAUCCCCUUACUGGAUCUAGCCUAUGUUCGAUUAUUCGUCAACCUGGGUCGAACUAAGGAGGCCUUCUGGCAGCGUGAUUGGAACGGCAUGGCAGACGAGCUUGCGCGAGGUACGGAAGUCUUCCACCAGGUCGACACAGCCAUGAGCGACGCAGUUGAUUCAGCGCUGGGCUCAAUGGGUAAUCGUCACGAGUCGAUCAACGACCUCGGUGUCGGCGAUCUAGCCAUCUCACAAACCCCGACCCAAGACCAAUCUAUGCAAUCUCUUUCCAGCGUGUACAAGAACGGCCAAUCCAAACGUGAAAAGCAUCUCCGAAAAGCAGCUUUUUACGCUGCUGAUUCCAUCUCCAUGUCCGAUCGACUCGGCAACACCUUUGCCGAAUUCUCAUCACGAGAACUUCCCAUUCAGUGCGCUAUGUGCGUCUUCGACUGCUCACAAGUACUGGCGGAGUGGAUCACAACCGUUCAAGAACGCGUGGGCCCAUACCUGGGUAUCCUUGGCCGCGAGGAUGUCGACCUCACCCAGGUGCCUGGGGUAAUGCUGCUCGAGGAUGAAGAUUGCAAGCUGGUGGAUAAAAUCACGGAGAUUCUCAGUAGCAUUGAAACGAAGAUGCGGCGCCAGGUGCAGAAUAGCAAUUCUAUGUCUGCCCUUAGUGUGAUGCAACGAUUGCCCAGUGUGGUGGAAGGUGGAUACGGAUGUAAAAUAUUGAUUGCGACAGCGAGCUUAUUGGAUCGAGCUGCUGUUUGGCCAGUGACGAAAUUAAUGGCCCGCUCCCUAGAAGCUCAGGCUAUGCGAAUGAAAGAACGAGCUGAACACUCCGUUAUGAUGACCACUUAA